Molecule: messenger RNA, 2252 nt
Organism: Gadus chalcogrammus (walleye pollock)
Lineage: Eukaryota; Metazoa; Chordata; Actinopteri; Gadiformes; Gadidae
Gene: fli1
Product: Fli-1 proto-oncogene, ETS transcription factor
Exons: 5
Coding region: 1145-1984 (279 amino acids)
Molecular function (GO): sequence-specific DNA binding
Source: RefSeq, a predicted model, not a curated record
UGCUUGAAUUGAUGAGGGCAAUUUGGUGUGGCGGUGGAUAAGGAGAAAUGCAGUAGGUAUGGGUUGGGGUUUUGUUCCCCCCCAGUAGUAUUAGACCUACUGCUGCUCAUUAGAUGUAGGCUGUGUGGUUGGACAAUCUGCGGCACGACACGCAAGGCCUACAGCAAAAAAUAAGAACCAAAACAACACCAACAACGAGAGCAGUGAAGCCUUAGAAAAGUAACAACAUGAUGUUCACUUUCAACAGCACCGCAGUCCUAUAAAGAGGCCUAGCGUUCAUUCUGACCAGUGGCAGACCGCGUACUCACACGUGGAGAGCAGACCUCUGCACACAGUGCGGUUAUGGGAGGAAUGCCAUUGUAGGCUAUUAAUGAUGUCUGAAUAAACGUAAUGGGUUCGAGUUAGCACUAUAACAAACGAAAAAUAUCAUAAAUAUCAUAAAAUAAUCUAUUCUUAGGUUAAUUGCGAUAAACAUUGAUUCACCUUUUAAAAGGACAAGUUAUAGCCUUUUCCGGAAAAAUAAAUUGCAGAAAUGUUUUGUACCGGAUGAGAAUAAAUGAAAAAAAAGCUUGCAUUGCGGAUAAAGGCAUGGUCAAAGAUAGCCUACAGGCAGGCGUGAGCAUCACGCUCAAAGCGGGCCUAACUAAAGUGUCCGGCCGCAGCUAGAUGCGCAUCAAUAGAGCGCAUUCAUCUCGUGUUAGAAUACGUGGAGUGAACAAUCUCCACAGCACCACACACUCCUGCCAAAGAAACAGCUCAAGUUAAAAAGAAAAAAAAGAAAAAGGAGCACAACACACAGGCAGCACAGCGGGCUGCAUCAAUGCGUUUCUGCACAACGCAGCCAGCCAUCCUGUAAAUAUUUCCGAGGAAAAACAAAACAGUGAAGCUGGGUGCGCAAUUGUUUUUCCCGUCUUAUCUCUGCGGGACAGUAUCCUGCUGGUGGGUGCCGCCGUGGUGAAGGCAGGGCUUUCAGUGACACACAGCUUCCUUCUCCACAGCGGUGACUUCACUUCCCAAAUUUAGAAGGAAAAAAAAACCAUCCGGUAAACUGUCUCUUUCUCUGCGCGACAUACCGGGGACUGGGAUUAAUGCAGGAGUGUGUCAUGUAUGGAAUAUUGUCGGGGUCCACUGAAAAUUGCGCAAAAUGGACGGAACUAUUAAGGAGGCGCUAUCAGUGGUGAGUGAAGACCAGUCGUUAUUCGAGCCACCGUACGCUGCUGCCGCCCCCCUCCCCAAGACAGACAUGACCGCAUCUGGAACACAGGACUAUGGCCAGACCCACAAAAUCAACCCCUUGCCCCCGCAGCAAGAGUGGAUCAACCAGCCAGUCCGAGUCAACGUCAAGCGGGAAUAUGAGCACAUGAAUGGAUCCAGCAGAGAGUCCCCAGUGGACUGCAGUGUAGGUAAAUGCAAUAAGUUAGUUGGGGUCAAUGACAUAUCUCAGAUGAACUACGGAAACUACAUGGAUGAGAAGAACGCCCCGCCUCCCAACAUGACGACCAAUGAGAGGAGGGUCAUUGUUCCCGCCGACCCAUCAUUAUGGUCUCAGGACCAUGUUCGCCAGUGGCUGGAGUGGGCCAUCAAGGAGUACGGGCUGCUGGAGAUGGACACGGCCAUGUUUCAGAACACGGACGGCAAAGAGCUGUGCAAGAUGAGCAAGGAGGACUUCCUGAGACUCACCACCAUGUACAACGCCGAAGUGCUGCUCUCACAUCUCAAUUACCUCAGGGAAAGUAGCUCGUCAUUAUCCUACAAUGCUCCCACUCACGCGGACCCUUCCCCACGGCUGGCCAGCAAAGAAGGUAGGCACACACACACACACACACACAACCACGCACACACACACAAGUUCACUCCGUCCACCUUGCCUGCAGAUUCACCUGCUGCUUCCAAACGUUCCUCCUUCAGCUCAACACAACCACACUACUUGCUGCUUAGAGGUCGACCCCACUGCAAACAGAAACACAGAAACAGAUGCAAUUGAAUUGAGAUAGUUAUAAAAGAGAUGACAACAUGAACAAUGAUGUUAACAGAGUAAUGGAAAACAAUGUCUUGUUUGAGCUGAUCGUGGUUGUCAACGUCACCCACACCCUCUGUGACAGUCAGUUAAAAACAAAUCAACCACGCUGACAAAUGGGUGAGACAGAGAGAGACAGAAAGACAGACGGACAGCGAGGGAGAGAUGCGGAGAGAGAGAGAGAUGAAGUGUGAGAAAGAGAUGAAGAGAGAGACGUGAAGAGAGAGAGACAAAC